This is a messenger RNA of Lates calcarifer (barramundi perch), 7970 nucleotides long. RefSeq names its product zinc finger protein 408 (gene znf408). Bases 625 to 3189 code for a protein of 854 amino acids. NCBI's taxonomy places the organism in Eukaryota, Metazoa, Chordata, Actinopteri, Centropomidae. Gene Ontology annotation, cellular component: nucleus. The transcript has 11 exons. The record is from RefSeq and is a predicted model, not a curated record.
UUUAAUUAUGAAACUUGGUUGAUAAAUCGUUUGUUCGGUCACAGGGUUUCGCUAACUAAAGCUACUUAGCUAACCAAGGCUAACACAUCGGAGAAGUUAGAAGCUGGAAAACACUCGCUGUUACCGUUAGCUCAAAAAAUCGUUUUUAAAAAACGUAGGUCUUAAGUUUGUAAUUCAUCAGUAAGAGAAAUAAUAUACAUAGAUCCACAAAUGCUGUUAUUUUUAGGUUGAACUAAAUCUAAACAAUCCGCUAGAGGCUAACACUCAGGCACAGCUGUGUUGACGGUUGUUGGCCAGAAAUGCGUUUGCCCUGCGUUAGUUAAGUCAGACAGGUUAUUAAAGAAGAUAUCUUUACAUAUUUUAAUAUAAUCAGAGAAAGUACAGAACAGUUAAUAAUGCGUGUCUAAAUUAGUAUAAUGAUCUUAAUUAAACUUAAAGCUGUUUUGUGUAAUUUAAUACUUUUUUAAACCUCUUUUACUUUUUUGCGGUGCAUGGUGAAGGGAGAUUAUUAAACGUACUGGGCUGAUUACUGAUUGCUUAUUAAAGAACAAUAGAAAGCACCUGGUCACGAUUUGCACAUAUAGACUUUUAUCGCAGCAGACGCUGCGGAAAGAGCACAGAUUGAUGGCCAGUCUCGCUCCUCCCGUCCCAUCUGCUCUCGCCUCAUUUCUCUCCAUGUUGCUUCCCCGCGGCUUUGCCGUGGGGCCUUCGCGGCUCUGUGAGGGCAGGCUGGGGCUGUGGUGGGUUGGUCGCUCGCUGGAGGCUGGAUCCCUGCUGGGGAGGGAGGGGGACACAGAGUGGACCUGGACCUAUCACACCGACCUGAUGACUCACAGCCGAGAGAGUGAGCUCAUGAUGAACUCUGAGUCCAGAACAGGUCAGAGCAACAGCACUGAGGCAGAAAAGGCACUGAUAGAGAUAGCAGCAAAUAAGGAGGAUCUUCUGCAAAAAGCCGUCUGGAUCAACUUUGCCUGCCAGGCCCAAAGCAGAGCCCAGCAGAAUGUGGCAGUGCAGUGUGCAUGUGGAGAGGUGUGUGUGGGUGAGUGUGUGGAUGUGCAUCUUCGUGUGUGUGAGGAUGUCCAGGCAGGGACAGAGCUGCUGUUGUAUGACGAAACUUUGGGAAAAAGUCAGACGACAGACGAGCCUGACACACAGGACAACUCCGCUGCACAAGACACAGACAACAAGGUGGAACACAAAAAAGACUCAGAGGCUGUAAUUAACAACAUAUCAAUCACUGAAGAAAAGGAAGAGGCAGAUGACAAACAAAAGGAGAGAAUACAGGAAGAAGGGAAGGAGGAAGCAUACAGAAACCCCCACAGAUGCAUCAAGAGGAGUCACUCAACCAGGCACAGGAAGGAGAGGAGGGAGAGGAGGAGAGUCGAGAAAAUCCUGUCUGAGCUGAGUCAGGACAGUGACGGACAGCAGGACAGUGGCACUGAUAGUCAAACAGACAGAACAGCCAACACAGCAGCAGGUGGACACACAGACGGAACAGGUACAGUCCCGUCACACUGUGACUCUGCAGACAGACAGACUGACCGAGGCCUCUACACGACCCCUCCUGUCCGGUGCAGUUCCCGUCUGGCUGCUAAACCACGACGGGUUCACUGUCUGACCGGUCGGGGCAAACGACCCCCUCCCCAGCCCGACCCACCUACACAGACAGAAGGACAGAGCCUGAGCUCCACUGACGGCGCCAAGCCCGUCCCAGAACAGUCUUUUCCUGUGAAGGUAUUACUCCCUGACACUGAGGCUGUUGCAGCAGCUCCGACAUGGUCUCCAGAUCUCAGAGAGAGGCGUUACAGAUGUUCCAGCUGUGGUAAGAGGUUCUACCAGCUCGGUCACUUAAAGAAGCAUCAGUUCAGUCACACAGAGGAGAAACCCUUCACCUGCGGAGAGUGUGGGAAAAACUACACCUCUGCAGAGAGCUUCAGAGCCCAUCAGAUGAGUCACCGAGGGGAGCGUCCGUUCUCUUGUCCUCACUGUGAGAAGACCUAUGGACUGAAGCGGGACCUGAAGGAGCAUAUGGUCCUGCACACCGGAGAAAAACCUUAUACCUGCGAGCACUGUGGCAAGGCAUUUGCACGCCGUCCCUCCCUACGCAUCCACCGCCUCCUUCAUUGCAGCAGAAUGAUCUACACACAGCCUCCAAAGGUGCAGUGCACACUCUGCCCCAAGCUGCUGGCUAACUUCGGCUCUCUGAGGAACCACAUGAAGCUCCACACAGGGGAAAAACCUCACAUCUGUCAGCACUGUGGAAAGUGCUUCAGACAGAAAGGAAACCUCGAGUGCCAUUUGAGAAUUCACAAUGGAGAGAAGCCGUAUCCCUGCACUGAGUGCAACCUGAGUUUCUCCCAAAAACCAGAGCUUCACCGGCACAUGUUUUCCCACACCGGAGGAGGUUUCCUCUGUAGCUACUGUGGAAAAUCACUGAGGGACCCACACAGCCUGAAGUCCCACGAGAGACUGCACACUGGAGAGAGGCCGCAUCGCUGCCCUAUCUGUGGAAAAGGAUACACGUUGGCCACCAAGCUGAGGAGACACAUAAAGUCAUCUCACCUGAUGGAGAAGCCGUACAGCUGCCACUGCGGUGCUUCAUAUACUGUGAGACAAAGUCUGCUGAGGCACCAAGCUCAGCACAGGACAGAGGGAGCAGCUCAGGAGGAGGCAGAGGCAGGUCAUGGACUAGAGACAAGCGGCAGCGAGAAAAACGCUGUGAAAGAGUUAGCGGCUUUAAGCUCCAGUCACCCAAAGCCAAUCAGAGGCAGACCCAAGAAGAGCUCCCUCCCUCAAGAGGUAGGACAGAAGGAGGCAGGUGAUGUGAAGCGGAGAAGGGGGCGAGGAAAAGGGGAGGAACUGGAGGCAAAGGAGGUAGAAAGGAGAGUUCAAGAGGACAAGACACCAGGAGGAGGAGAUGGGGAGGCUUCGGAUGACAUCCAACACACCGUCGUCUACGUCCACACAGAGGACCUGUCCACGCCAAGCACCAACCCUAUGCUGCUCGCCUCGGGGGGCUCACUGCCCGCGGGGACGGGGCAGGAACUGGUGGAGGUGGUGAUAUCGGAAGGUGCAGAGCAGUGCAUUGUGGUCCAUGGACAGCAGACAGUGGGAGAGCUGCUGAUCUUACAGGAGGAGGGAAGCGGACUCUGCUCUGUGGCUCAGACUGUGGAGAUAAACACCAUGUAGCCUGAAAUCUCAGUUUCCUGAACCUGAUCUGUGGUGGUUCACUGUUUCACUGAGCCCUACAUCCAAACAUAAAGAGAUCAGAUCAUAUCACACUGUCACAGUAAUUAUCAUCAAUUCAUUAGGUUCAGUUCAUCUCCAUCCAUUGAUCCAUUAUCUAUACCGUUUAUCCGUUAAAGGUUGCAGGGGUGCUGGAGGCUUUCCCAGCUGACAUUGGGCGAGAGGCGGGGUACACCCUGUAUGGAUCACCAGUCCAUCACAGGGCCAACAUAUAAACCCACCUUCAUUCAACCUACCUCAUAUGCAUUUUCUUUAGUUUAUUAUUUUUGGCAUAUCCCAGAUUGCCUUUGAACAGCCUCUACAGAACAGAUGUGAACUCAUUAGACAGAAUUAGCUGCUGGUUUUAUUUUUAGGAGGGCAGAGUGAUAGCAAUAGCAAGUAGAAGUCCUACCCUUUACCCAGAUGCCAACAUAUUUUUUGCAGUCUGGUCUGUUGCAGAAACUGGUCCCUGAGCCUCUUCAGUGAUGGAUCUCCUUUGUGGCUGAAUGGUGAACAUCGGUACUGUUUGAUUCUGAGUAGCUGCUGACAUUUACUGGUGAUGCUUAAGAUAAAACAGAAUGCUUACUCUACUAGAGUCCAUUGAAGUCGCACUGGAAAUAUCUCAACUUGUCAUCCAGUCUCCUGCAUUUAGCCAGUUAUUCCCCAGAGUGUAAGGAAACACAAUAAAACAGCAAAACACAUCCAAAAACAAACUACUGUAUGUGUGUGUCUUCAUCUACAUAUGAAGGCCCCAACCCUAAACUUCUGCUCCCACACUCAAUCCAUGUAGGUCUCUGCUCAGGUUGGAGGUGGUUGCCAGACUUAAUGUAUUAAAAAGGUGAAAUUUUCUCCCCCUGACAAUUGAAACAAAGGUAAAACAAGACUGAGCAAGAUGAUCAAACACAGUCUGUACGCUCCUUUCUGUCUUUCUACCUCUUUGAUGCACAGGUAGUUCAAUUUAAUAAUAAACUUUAAGGUCACUGAUAUACUUUCCUUUUUCUAAUAUGUAUGUGUAGACAGCAGCUGUGACACCAGCAUCUUUGUUCACAUACUGGAAGAUAAAGUACAUCCACUAGAGCGGAUAUAAGGGUUUGAUCAUCCAUGCCUGAAAACACAAUAUCUUCCUUGUGAACUUCUGCCUCUUUACAACAUAAACAGAAACCAUGUUGACACUUGAGGAGGUGACAAUAUUGCUGAGAUCACAGCAGAGUAAACAGCAGCGGUGACAUUGUAGAUGAACUAUCAGGCACACAAGCUCUAUAAGUUUCUCUUAAAAAAAUUCUGCUUUUGCUAUGGUGAACCAAAACCUCUGCUGCUGACCUGAAGUUAUAAUACUGCCCCAACCAGUCAGGCUGAAUUGCAACCAGCGCUCUUUAGAAACGCAGGGCUUUGGAGGUGAUGCACAUGCACCAAAUGUAAGCACAAGGUAAUAACAAUAGUCGAGUUUAUAGUUUCAGACAAUAGACUAAAUAUAAACUGCAUGAGGAAGUCAAUUCCUUCACAUUAUUGCAUUAUAUGCAAGAACUCACUUUAUUAGGUACGUCUGUGCAAUCUAAUGCAGUCCAAAACAACUAUUCUGCCAGUCUAAACUUUGUAAAGGCAGAUGUUGCAGCCGAGCUGCUGUAUUGAAUUGCAUUAGAUUGCACAGGUGUAAAUUAAUGAACUGGCCAUGAAUGCUUUGCUGUGGUUGAAUAUAAAAAACAGAUGUCCUGUGUGUUUUUCCUGUGUAUUUUUUUAACCACUUUUUCUUGACCUCAGUGGAAAACAUCAUGAUGUCAACCGGCAAUGAACUGACUGCACUUACACAAGGCAUUGUAAUUAUGUGAUGGCAGAUGUUAUUGACAUCCAUCCAUUAUCUAUACCAUUCGUGCUUUAGGGUCUCAGGGGGGUUGGAACCAAUUCCAGCUGAUGGAUGGAUGAGUCACCAGUCUAUCAUAGGACUGACAUAUAGAGACAAACAACCACCGAUGAGGGUCAGAGAAGUGGACCAGCACUUACCUGGCUGAUACUUAGAUGAUUCACUCAGUUUGGAACCUUCAUGAGUGAAAAAGACCGCAGCUCAUGUUAAUUCUGUUUUUCAAUUUCUUUCACAGUAAUGAGAAGGGACCAACUGACUGGAGCAGUUUCUGUUUUGUAAAAAUGACUUAUUGAAAUGUUAGACAGAUUUUAGGGCACUCAGGUGGCUUAGGGUUUUAAGGCACUGACCCUGUAAUUGUAGCAUGUCUGGUUUAAGUCUGACCUUUGUUGCACGUCAUAAGUCAUCUCUCUCCCAUUAUUUCCUGAUGUCUCUCUAUACUGUCUGCUCUCUAAGGAGAGAAAUUAAAUUAGGAAGUUUUUCAGUUUUGUAUUUGAUAGCAGGAUAAAGCAGUGAAGUGCCAAGUAUCAACAAGUCGUAUCAUUUGGAAGCAAUGGACAAUACUUCUGUAUCACAUUGUGUAAUAUUUGAAAUUUGAGAGACAGCAGCAGUCAAGGCUUCAUAUUACACAUCUGUUAUUUCCAAACCGAGUUUUUUUCCUGGAAAUAACUGUUAUUAUAGGAAAAGCAGAGACAAAGCUUCUAAAACCUUUUAUAUUAAUUUGUUUGUUGUUAUGUUGUUUUAUCAUUACUCUCUAUUUUAUCUGUAAUUACUACCAAAUUAUAUGGCUCUUUCUAGGAAACAUUAUUGAUGAUUACUUGGAAAUAAAUCAGAAUUGAAAAAUAUUUAACAACAUUUCCUUUAAUGGUCACAAACAUCAGCUGCAGUUAGGAGCCAGUCACCCCCACAGUCUGCUGUCCUUUUGUCCUCUGAAACUUAUAUUUUAAAACUACAUUUUAAAUUAAUACUAAGAGUAGAAAGCAUGUAAAACAAAAAACAGAUUUAGUCCUAUCACUGAAAAUGGAGAAAAACACUUCAGCUGCUAUAGAGCCACAGGAUAAUGGACACCAGCAUCUGUAAAUGGCCCUCCAUACAACCAGAUCUCAAAAGCUGCUGGAUGUCUGACGCACACAGAUGUAAUGCAUAGACUUAAAAAGAAAGCUUCUAGUGUUUCAAGGAAAAGUAUCAAGAGUGCUCUUAACCUUCUCAAGCAGAUUGCUGUACCAUAAAAGGCUUGUAUGUGGUUAUCUUUCUCUGUCCUCCUUUGAGGACUGCAUGUAAAACAAAUACAUGCAGAUUAAGUAGAAAAUGGUGCAGUCCUGUUAGAAAAACAACACGUGCAAGGCCCCAUAGUUGCAGUCUUACUGCUACAACAUACAGUAAUAUAUCAGGCAAUACUGUGGUUCCAGCUGUGUGUCAACAUUCUGUUUGUUUCUCUCCUGUUUCAACAUGACAAAGUCCCUGUGCAUCUGGUGCAGAAAGCCAGCUCCAUAAAGAAAUGGUUUUCCAGUCUGAUGUAGAAGGAGCUGAGCAGCCUAACUGAGCCCUGACCUCAAUCCCCAACUGUGAGCCAGUGUAUGGAUAUUACAGCAGAGACAGGAGUUCACUUUGGUCUGGGCUAAGAUGAAUCCAGUUGUUUGCCGACACGUUCACCUGGUUACAGAAGCCAAGCUUGUGACUGGGAGGUCCCAGGUCAAUCCUGGAACUGGCAGGAUAAGACUGAGGUUGUACUUGGCGACUUGCAGGUGCGAACGUGUGUGAAUGUGCGAAUGUGAUCAGUGUGUUCCUGCAAAAGUGAGGCUUCCUCUCAGUGAAACCUCCCUGAAUAAAUAAGAUUGAAAGAAAGAUUUAAAAUUUAAAAGCACAGCAGCUGCUAAUAUCCCAUACUAUUAUUCUUCUCAACAAUGACCUGAUUGUAUUAACAAGUAUUGUUUGUGCGUCCAAAGCCUGAUAUUUUUCCCAGGCUCGUUUGUUUAUUUGUUUAUUUGCAGAGGUCUCUAGGAACCUGAUUUCAUUUGGUCUUUGCCUGCGUCCUUAAUCCUGUUAGUGAGCCUUUCAUUAUCACCUCACAAACCCCUAAUACAAUUGGUGGUGACGUGAGAAUUUUUUUCUGGCGUCAAGCUGCGAUGUUCCCACCGACCUGAAGCCCUGAAUGCUCUUUUGGUUGAAUAAAUGGCUCCAAAUGCGCCUGAUGUAAACGUUCCCCUGAGGGAGCUCGUCCAUUUGUGCUCAACUCGUCAGUGAAAGCGAGUGUCACUACAGUGGGAAGGUGAACUGUAUAUCCACUGUCCUUGAUCUGUUGUUAAGUAUGCCCGCAGGCUGUGGCAUCAUGGGAUUACCUCCUCGCCUGGAUUCAUGUCACGAGGGGUUUUGUGAUGUCUGACUUAAGAGGGUGUCUACCUCUGAAGCCGAUAUAAAAGGCAUGCGAGUGUCACAGCGUGCACUGUUGUGGGCUGUAUUCAGAUUCAGGAGGGAUGUAACCACACUGCAGGCGGAUUGUGGUGGAUCUGCCUACAUGUCGUUGUUCAGUGCCAGGCAGCUAAAUUAAGAGCAUCAGUGAGCGAUUAAAUAAAGAGCUUCUCACUCUCUCUCUCCACUCAUCUCACAGUAAAUGGGAAUUGAUUGAUGACCACUCAAAAGUUGACAUGAACCUAGAGCUAACGACUCUGUGAAAGAAACAGCUUUCUUUCGUUUCCUUUCAAUCGUCUCUCAUCAGCCCUGUAGACAUAUCUCCUCGUUCUUAAUCUCCUUUCUUGCCUUCUUUUUCCUCUCCUCUCCUCUCCUCGUUUGAUUCCUUUACUCUUACAUCUCUUCUUUUUCUCCUCUCCUCUUUUCUCUCACCACCAUCUCUCUUGUUUUCUCUUUUUAUCCUCUCCUCCUUUCAUCUCCU